AAUCGUGCGACCGGAUGUCGUAGCUGCCAGGACCUGGUGGGUGCGGGCGAGGAGCUUCCCAGGUAGCGUGGUGGUGCACGCCGGGAAGCUGAUUUCCAGGGGUUCGAAGCCAGGCUAGGCUGCACAGUGAGACCUGAACAGAAAACAGUGGCAGGAACUUCCCCUUUGCCCAGCUCUUGGGAAGCCUUGAUGGAGCACUCCUCGGGUAGAGCCUCGCCUGUGGGAGACAGGCGCGGCCGGGGGCUGCCUAACCCCGGCAGUUGACUUACCCUGAAUCCCAGCCAAGAUCAGACAGGUUUUCAUGUAUCUCUGGCCACCUGGCUGGCCUUGAACUUGCUAUGCAAUAGAGGAUGACCUUGAAUUUCCGAUCUUCCUUCUGCUUCCUGGGUGCUGAGAGUAAGGGGCCAUGAUACCUACCAGACUUCUUUUGGCAAGGUCCUCCACUGUGUUGGGUGUUUCAAAGUGGGCUCCAUCCACAUGGGCUGCCCUGAAGCUCAGCCAGCUCCAUUCACUGCAGGCAUCAUCUAGAUUGUUCUCUCUGGGCACUGUAGACCAUGCUAAGCACCAAGAGGCCUCCGGAAAGAAGCUGCUGUCAGAGAAAAAACUGAAAAGACAUUUUGUGGAUCACCGGAGAGUUCUAGUCCGUGGAGGAAAUGGAGGAUCCGGCAUGAGCUGUUUCCACAGUGAACCCCGCAAGGAGUUUGGAGGUCCUGAUGGCGGGGAUGGAGGAAAUGGUGGACACAUCAUUCUGAGAGUUGACCAGCAGGUGAAGUCCUUGUCCUCGGUCUCGUCCCAGUACCAGGGUCUCAGUGGAGAAGAUGGUGGCAGUAAAAACUGCUUUGGGCGGAGUGGUGCCGCCCUCUACGUCCAGGUUCCUGUGGGUACCUUGGUGAAAGAGGGAGGUGAGGUUGUGGCUGACCUAUCUCACCCAGGAGACGAGUACAUUGCUGCACUGGGAGGUGCAGGAGGAAAAGGCAAUCGCUUCUUCCUGGCCAAUGACAACCGUGCCCCUGUUACUUGUACCCCUGGACAACCGGGUCAGGAGCGGGUCCUCUACCUGGAGCUCAAGACAAUGGCCCAUGCUGGGAUGGUUGGCUUCCCCAAUGCUGGGAAAUCUUCUCUCCUCCGAGCCAUUUCAAAUGCAAAGCCUGCUGUAGCUUCCUACCCAUUCACCACCUUGAACCCUCACGUGGGGAUCGUUCACUAUGAAGGCCACCAACAGGUAGCAGUGGCAGACAUCCCAGGCAUCAUCCGAGGUGCACACCAGAACAAGGGCCUGGGGCUCAGCUUCCUCAGGCAUAUUGAACGUUGUCACUUCUUCCUGUUUGUGGUAGAUCUUUCCUUGCCUGAGCCGUGGACUCAGGUUAAUGAUUUAAAAUAUGAACUAGAGAAGUAUGAAGAAGGCCUAUCUGGGAGGUCCCAUGUGAUCAUCGCAAAUAAGAUUGAUCUCCCGCAGGCCAGAGCCCACCUGCCCCAGCUCCAAGCCCGCCUAGGACAGGAAGUCAUCGCCUUGUCAGCACUGACUGGAGAGAACCUGGAGCAGCUGCUUCUGCACCUGAAGGUGCUGCACGAUGCUCACAUGGACGCCGAGCUGGAGCAGGGCCGCCAGCCCUUCAGGUGGUAGUGGGCACAGGGCUUCAUGCCCCUGGGCCAGCAUGGGGCAAGGGUGGCCAGCAGUCACCGGAAGCAAACACAAACCUAUUAUCAAGUGUGGGCAGCGUUGAACACCUGAGAGAAAGUACUGGGAAAUAUU
Messenger RNA from Peromyscus leucopus (white-footed mouse), 1753 nucleotides. RefSeq names its product mitochondrial ribosome associated GTPase 2 (gene Mtg2). Gene Ontology annotation, cellular component: mitochondrion. Gene Ontology annotation, molecular function: GTP binding; GTPase activity; magnesium ion binding. Bases 407 to 1624 code for a protein of 405 amino acids. The record is from RefSeq and is a predicted model, not a curated record. The transcript has 9 exons. Lineage: Eukaryota; Metazoa; Chordata; Mammalia; Rodentia; Cricetidae.